Messenger RNA from Paramecium tetraurelia, 1146 nucleotides. RefSeq lists its product as uncharacterized. The record is from RefSeq and is a predicted model, not a curated record. Lineage: Eukaryota; Ciliophora; Oligohymenophorea; Peniculida; Parameciidae. Gene Ontology annotation, molecular function: DNA binding. Gene Ontology annotation, biological process: DNA-templated transcription; regulation of transcription by RNA polymerase II; regulation of cell cycle. The transcript is spliced from 7 exons. Gene Ontology annotation, cellular component: transcription repressor complex; nucleoplasm.
GAUAAAUAAUAAGGUUGUUUAUAUGAACGUUUUGGUGGCGAUUCAUAAGUUUCUGAGCUGAUUGAUUAAUUUUACUAUAAGGUGUUAUUUGAUAAGUUGUUAAGAGACAAGUUUCUAAAGGCAGAUAUGAGUAGAGUCAGAUAUCAAUAAAAGCGAUUCUUCUCAUAAAUGAUGGGAGACAAGAAAACUCAAUAUACUGGAAGAGAUUUAAUUGAGGUGCAUCGAAAUCUAAAUAUCUCAGAUUAGCAAUUUGACAAAUUUAAGAUUCAUUUAAAAAGCAUAGCUUAAGACAUGGAAGUGAGUGUGGAGGAUAUCGAAGAGUUGUUGGAGCAUGUGGAGAGACACAGAAAUGUUAUUGUAUUUAAUAAAUGAUGUUUUAAUUCAUAUAUUAAUUUUUAUAUGAGCGAAUUUCCUGAAUAAAUAGAUAUUUCGAAACUUAGAAUAGAUUUGGGUCAAUAAUGGAAUGAAAUCGAAUUGGAAGUGUUUUUAAAGAUCUUUAGACAAUAAUAAUUGGCAGGGGUUGGCAGGAUGUAGGAGACUUUGAGACAGUUAGGAUAUCAGCGAACAACAACAAACUUAUUAUCUGUAUAUAAGAAGAAUAAAAACUUCUUGGAAUCAAAUCAAAAUUGUACCGCCCAUGACUUGUAUCUGAUAUUACGAGAUCAUUAUGAAUAAAAUGAACCUUGUGAUAUGAGACCAAUUAAGAAGAUUAAGAAAAAUUAAAAUUAUCGUAAGAGUAUUCCUCAGAAAUUCGAUAUGGAUGAGAAUGCAAACGAUAUGACCUAUUAUUUCAGUUAAACAUAAUGUCUCAAUAACCAAUGUGUUUAUGAUAACAAAAACAUAAGUCAGAAUUUUUGUAAAUGGAUUUAACAUGAAUAUUUUUAUUCGCAUUUAGAUUAUACUUAUUUUAGUCUAAAUGAAUUUUAGUAGAUGUUAAGUAAAGCGAGUAUUCCAUUGGGAUCAAAAUCAAUUGCAGAAUGGAGAAUUAUAAAAAUGGCAGUGGGAUAACCCAGAAGAUUUUCAUUUUAUUUCCUUCAAUAGGAGAUGAGCAAAUUGACAAAAUAUCGAUCCGUUAUUAGAAACUACUUAUUUGAUUAGAAUUAUCCUAUUCACAGGGGAUAUUCGAAAUCUAGAUUUAAUACAUGA